This is a messenger RNA of Knipowitschia caucasica, 726 nucleotides long. The record is from the annotation of a GenBank genome assembly. Lineage: Eukaryota; Metazoa; Chordata; Actinopteri; Gobiiformes; Gobiidae.
AUGAGCAGUGGCUACAGUAGCUUGGAGGAUGACUCCGAAGAGUACUUUUUCACGGCCAGGACGUCGUUCUUCAGGAAACCUUCCGGAAAAGUCACGGAAAGCAAGGAUGUGGAGAAGGACAGAGAGCUGCGGACAGAGAUUAGUCGAGAGGAAAUUGGACAGAGGAUCGAACUGUACAACUCUCUGACCAAAGAUCAUCUGAAAAUGACACUAGGCCGCUCCGAUGUGUACACAGGUUUUAUUAAAGUCCAGAUGGAGCUGCGAAGGCCUGUGACAGUACGAGGGGGACACAGGGGUCCAGAGGGAGAAGCGUUUUAUCUUCCCCGCGGAGCUUCUAAGACUCUGCACGUCAGCUCCAGUAACACUGUCAAAGAGGUCAUCGUGGCUCUGCUAAACAAGUUCACAGUGGCAGACAACCCAGCCAAAUACGCACUGUACAAGCGCUACCGCAGAGAGGAGCAAGUGUAUGUAUGUAAGCUGGGUGACACGGAGAAGCCCCUGUUUCUGCGUUUGGUAGCAGGACCAGACCUCGACACUCUUGGCUUUGUACUCAAGGAGCAGCAAACGGGAGAAGUCAUGUGGGAUGCCUUUUCUAUUCCUGAACUUCGCAACUUUCUUCGGAUUCUGGAUAAAGAGGAGGAUGAACAGAGGGAAGCUGUGAAGCGACGCUACAACAUUUACAGACAGAGACUAGAGGAGGCGCUGCUGCACGUCCGGACGCUUUAA